Molecule: messenger RNA, 3365 nt
Organism: Cyprinus carpio (common carp)
Lineage: Eukaryota; Metazoa; Chordata; Actinopteri; Cypriniformes; Cyprinidae
Product: gap junction alpha-5 protein-like
Biological process (GO): cell communication
Cellular component (GO): connexin complex
Source: RefSeq, a predicted model, not a curated record
AGGGGAGGAGGAAAAGGAAGAGUGGAGGGGGAUUUGAAACACUCCCUGAGAUGGUCCAGUAUUUCUCAGAGUGUCCCACGCUUGUGCUCUAUUCCCACAGUGAGACGGGCACAAGAGGGCCUGUGCUGUAUAUGAACUCCAGAAAUUGCUCGAGUGUUUUCUAAAGAGCUACACUGCCUUUUUUCUCCAUUGCUCAGUAUAUCCCCACUGUCAUACAGACACCAGAGCUGCGCUACAUCCACAGGACCCCCGGGCCACAGAAUAACAGCCCACUCAUUCAUCUGAAGAGGACAAGACCACAGAAGACUCAACCAAAGACAGUCUCAUAAGUCAGAAGUCAGACAGCAUUAGUGUGGAGUAAUGGGGGACUGGAGUCUCUUGGGUAAUUUUCUGGAGGAGGUGCAGGAGCACUCCACAUCAGUGGGGAAGGUGUGGUUGACUGUGCUGUUCAUCUUCCGUAUCCUGGUGCUGGGCACUGCGGCGGAAUCAUCAUGGGGUGACGAGCAGUCUGACUUCAUGUGUGACACAUUACAACCCGGUUGCACCAAUGUCUGUUAUGACCGAGCUUUCCCCAUUGCCCAUAUCCGCUACUGGGUGCUGCAGAUUGUCUUUGUAUCAACACCGUCCCUCAUCUACAUGGGCCACGCCAUGCAUAUCGUUCGCAUGGAGGAGAAGAAGAAACGGAAGGAGCAGGAGGAGAAGGGUGAGGAGGGCAAAGAAGAGAAGCAAUAUUUGGAACAGAAUGAGAAAGCCGAAGACACAAAGACAAAGAUCCACCUAAAGGGGGCGCUACUGCAGACGUACGUCCUGAGUAUUAUGAUCCGCUUGGUCAUGGAAGUGACCUUCAUUGUUAUCCAGUACAUGAUGUAUGGAAUCUUCCUGAAUGCUCUGUAUCCUUGUGACAUGUCACCUUGUCCCAACCGUGUGAAUUGUUACAUGUCCCGUCCAACUGAGAAAAACGUCUUUAUUGUGUUUAUGCUGGUGGUGGCGGCUGUUUCACUGUUUCUGAGUGUGCUAGAACUGUACCACCUUGCAUGGAAACAGUGCAAGCUAUGCCUUCGACAAUAUGCUGACAAACACGCCAAUGAUGUCAAUGGCAAAAACACCAAAGUUGGUUCUAUAGUCCUACACAGCAAGGCAAGUAUUCCAAUGGAUCUGCCUGAGACGGCUCAGCCACAUCCCUCCCAAACCUGCACCCCACCCCCAGAUUUCAACCAGUGCCUAGCAUCAAGCCAAGGUCCAACAUCACCCCCGCAUCUUCAACACCACCAUCUUCAUCACAUCCAUAAAACCUGUCAGCCCUUCACCAACCGCCUGGCCCACCAGCAGAACUCUGUCAACAUGGCCACUGAGCGGCAUCAUCAAAGCCACAAUGAUCUUGAGCCGGCUGUGGACUUCCUGCAGAUGAGCUACGAGAGCCCUGAGGUCCAAGUACUGGGUGAGAUAACACCCAGCGCCCCCUCCACACCAUCCUCCCAACCAGGCUGCUUCAGAGACAAGCGCCGACUUAGCAAGACUAGUGGAACUAGUAGUAACCGAGUCAAACCAGGUGAUCUGGCCGUGUAGGUUGGGUUAAAGAACCGUCCCGGAGGAUAAGAAGCUGGGAGUGUGAACUAGCCUUAAGAUGAGAGAUAUGGAUGCGAGGGGUGUGCAUGCGCUUGUGUGUAUGAUUAUUCUUGUGUGUUGGUACUAUAUGGAAUAUUUCACUUAUUUGUGACAAGAAAGGCUUUAAUAUCAACAUGAAUCAGAGGAUAAUAGGAAUGUGUAGGGCAGAGAAUCUGUAUCAGAGCAUUUAAUAUGGUUUCACUGAAACUGUUGUUGUAAGUGUAUGUAGAUUUUUAGGGUGGAUGAAAUAAUCCUGAAUAAAAGGGUGUCGAUAUAUUUAGAUGGAUGGAUGGAUGGAAGAUGAAAGGACUAUGAAAAUAACUGCAAAAUGUACAAGAUAGUGCAGGGUAGUAUUGCACACUGAUAAGGUUCAUAUAAGAAAAAUAAUUUUGAUUUAGUUCUUAGUUUUUUUGCAAUUCAGAACACUCCAAUCAAACACUUUUUGAGCCAAAAAGCAAUAAAGCACUUAUAUCUUAUAAAAGAUCAAUGCAAAAAAAGUUAUAAAUAAACAGAAAAAAACAUGCCAUGCUGUAUGUGUGAUGAUUUUAGCUAUAAAUGACUAUAGUAUUUAUCUGAUAUGCUACAAUUUUACUAAAAUAUAUGUGAAAUAAAUAACAGAAUUCUAUGAAGUAUCCUUUUAUACUUUAUAUUUUGAUCAACCUAUCACUGAUGCAAAUAUGUGUGAAUUAUUAACACACAACUUAUUUGUUACAGUAGUGAGCCUAUAAUGAGAUAUGAAAACAGAGAAACUUUCAAAUCAGUUUGAUAUUUAGUUUAUUAUUGAAGAUUUGGCAAAAAAGGCAAAAAAAACAACAAAAAAAAAAAACAUGUAGGCCAAUUGAAAGUGCCUUGAAAAGAGUAUAUCAAAAAGAAAAGAUGCCAAGAGCAAUCACAGCUUAAUAAAAUAUCAUCAUUUGAUAUAGCAUACACAAUUGCAUUAAUAGUCUGAAAACAAUCGUUUUUAUUAAUGGUAAGCAGGGUUUGUAUUUAUCAAAGCAUGCACUUUAUUACACUAAUGUCAUCAAAUCUCAUAAAGUGUCAAUGAAAUUAUCUGUCAGUGUUCCAUUCAGAAAGAUGAUUUACUGUCACUGACCUUUCCAAACAUUGUUUAGCCUUCUUACCAAGUCAUCUCGAUUUCUUUUUGUGUUAUACUUAAUCUUGUAAUAGUGUAUGGAGUUUUUACAAUUAAAAACAAUUUUAUUACAAAUGUAUGAGUUGGUCUAGGUAAUCCUUCUUUCACAGUUAAUGACAUCUAAGCUUUAUUUCACUUCAUUUUUCACAUUUGAUUGCGGCCAAACAGUGUCUUCUCUGAUCUGUUUACAGCACACAAUAAAAAUAUCCCAGCACUCAUAAAGCAUGCGUGACAAUUUUUUUUCCCCAUUAUAAAAUUAAUCCAGCACUCGUUGUCGACUCUGUUGCUGUGUCAGAAAUCACUCACUUGUUCACUGAUUCUAUAAUUUCCAUAGUGCCUGGAAGUUGAGUGCAAUAUAUCAACAAGGAGUGAAUGAAAUAAAGUGAAGAAUUCACUGACAUAUUACACACACGGUGCGUCACAGACCUGAUGUUGUCAGAAACAACAACUGCCACAUACACACUUUCUUCAGAAAUAAAUAACAGUCAUAGAUAGUGACUUAUGUAAUUGUACCUAAAUUACAGCUUUGUAGUAAUUAUUAUUAACUAAGAAUUUACAAAACUAUUGCCUGUAAUAGAAAAUUAAACUACAGGUUACAAAAUCAGGAAAACAUAAAAAUGACAGUGUG